AAAAGAAGGAGGGGAGAGAGUUGAAAGGAAGGAGUGUUGGGCGAUGGUGUUAAGAUACCCAGUUAUGCAGGGAGUUUGUUUUGGUUGGCAGCAAUGUGAGUUUCAAUCUUCUACCCUUCCUCUUCUUCUCCAUCAUGGCAGCAGCAGUGUCACGUCAAAUAAUCGAAGCAUGUGCGAGAGAGACAAGAGGGCUACUUGAUAAGACAGGCCCAGAAGUCACGGAAUCACAUCAUUGCAGAGUUGCGCAUCUCUCUCUCUCUCUCCGAAUACUGUUUGAUUUUCUGGGUAUUUGUGCUUAUAGACUUGCAUCCAUCCUCCGCAUUGCUUGCUACUACAUCAAAAGAGUGUCGUAAGAAAGAGACGGGAAAAGGGGGUCAGGCGCGUCCAUAUCAUCUUGUCCCGUGUUGUCGUCGAGCGUGGAAUCGUUUUGUUGUCAAGCCGUCGGGAGUACGCUGCCAGGAACCGUUUGUCGUCAUCCUUCGAAAAGCAGAAGAAGAGAAGAGAAGAUCAGUGUGCUUCCUCAAGGAGAUGAGUUUGGUU
Westerdykella ornata is the source of this 540-nucleotide messenger RNA. RefSeq lists its product as uncharacterized. NCBI's taxonomy places the organism in Eukaryota, Fungi, Ascomycota, Dothideomycetes, Pleosporales, Sporormiaceae. The transcript has a single exon. The record is from RefSeq and is a predicted model, not a curated record. The coding region runs from base 135 to 353 and encodes 72 amino acids.